AUGGAAUCACAAGACGUCGAUGAUAUUGUUGCGCAAACAUCUCGAGUUUUGGAGGAGUUAUUCAAGGCGUAUUCACGCCACUCCGAAUUCAUUCCAUCAGUACUUUGGUGUCUUCGAGUCUUGCUUACGGACGAGUCGUUCGAAGAAGAGUGCCAACAAGUGGUCAAGUCCAGCGUCGAUCGAUUGGCCGAAUUCUACUCAACGAAGCCUUUGUGGACACAGUAUAUGGUAAUCAAUGAGUUACGGCGUUUGAACAUUCCGGAACUGGCGGUUUUGCUGGGGAAUGCCUUUCGCACAGCAAGAAGUCAAGUAACUGUGCCACUUCGCCUCCUUCUCAAUGAUACAAUGCCUGCUGCUCAAGAAAACGAGCAAAUCUUUCCUUCGUAUGCUAUGGCCGUUGGAGAGAAUUCGUCGUUCACGUUAGGGGUAGCAGCCGAUGGACCUGUUCCUUGA
Messenger RNA from Cooperia oncophora, 453 nucleotides. NCBI's taxonomy places the organism in Eukaryota, Metazoa, Nematoda, Chromadorea, Rhabditida, Trichostrongylidae. The record is from the annotation of a GenBank genome assembly.